AUGGUCGAUAAAAACUUUAUACUUUCUCUUCUCGGUUGUGCCAAUCUUAUUGAAUUAACAUUAUUAAUUGGUGGUUUUAUUGCUAUAUGUGUAGCAUCAACAAGUUAUACUCAAAUUAUAAAUUCUUAUCCUAACUUGAUUCAACACAAUACAACUCAGACAAAUAAUGCUGAUUUAACUAUAUUUUAUGAUAUUGAUGUUUAUACAAUCAAACAAGCUUAUCAAACUAUAUUUAUUCUUAUAUUUUGUUUAACAUUAUGUUCAUUUGUUGCACAUAUUAUAUUUAGUUUUCGUUAUCGAUAUUCAUGGCAUCGACUAUCGAUCGGCGUAGCAUUCUUAUGUGUUAUCUAUGCAUUUGCUUUAGUUGGUGUGUCAGUUCUAGUUGCUUGUUGGGAAGAUAAAUUACGAAAACGAUUAACUAGUACAUAUUUAAGUAAUCAAGUUAUUUCAACAGCAAAUAAUUCUAUAAAACCACAGACUGGUUCAGCAGCAGCUGCAGCUACAUUCGGAUUUGCUGCAUGUCUUAUAUAUCUUGCAGAAGCAUUAAUACGAUUUCGGCGUUUAGCCGAUAAGAUUCAAACAUAA
This is a messenger RNA of Adineta steineri, 585 nucleotides long. NCBI's taxonomy places the organism in Eukaryota, Metazoa, Rotifera, Eurotatoria, Adinetida, Adinetidae. The record is from the annotation of a GenBank genome assembly.